Marchantia polymorpha subsp. ruderalis is the source of this 1548-nucleotide messenger RNA. The record is from the annotation of a GenBank genome assembly. Lineage: Eukaryota; Viridiplantae; Streptophyta; Marchantiopsida; Marchantiales; Marchantiaceae.
CAGAAGAAGUCAGUCCACGGUGGCCAUGACGCUUGCAUGCAAAUAAAUGAUCCAUGCUCGACUCUCGACUCUCGACGAUGCCUGGAUUUUCCACAGUCGGAUCUCUCGUCGGCAUGCGGUCCGUGACAGAUGUUCGUGGCAGGCACCAACUGCGAGCUUGACGGGCUCGAAUUGCAAUCGCUGUGAUCGUAAAGCAAUCGAGAGCAGAUUGGCAGGAGAGCGAGAUUGUGCAGAAAUGGCGUUCAAGGGGAAAGUGGCAGUGGUGACGGGAGGGUCACGAGGAAUUGGGCGCGAGGUUUGCUUCAAUCUGGCGCGAGAAGGAGCGUCGGUGGCGGUGGGGUACCAAGGGAACGCGGAGGCAGCGAACGAAGUGGUGUCGCAGAUUGCUGCGACGCAGGGAUGCGGGAGAGCCAUAGCCGUGCGAGUGGACGUGGUUUCUGCGGCCGAUGUGAAGGAAUUCUUCUCCAAGGCCAAUGAAGAAUUCGGGCGAAUCGACUUCGCCAUCAACAUGGCCGGAACGCUGCUGAGCAACUAUCCCAAGAUCGAGGACACGACGGAGGAGGAGUGGGAUCGCGUCUUCGCCAUCAACACCAAGGGCACUUUCCUCGUCUGCAAGGAGGCGCAGAAGUGGCUCGGCCCCGGAGGCCGAAUCGUCACGUGCAGCUCGAACAGCGUCGGCGCUCUGUUGCCCAAGUAUGGCAGCUACAUCGCGUCCAAGGCCGCGGUCGAGGCUUUCUCCCGAGUCCUGGCCAAGGAAAUGGCCGGCAAGGGCAUCACUGUCAACUGCAUCGCGCCCGGCCCCACGGCCACUGACAUGUUCUACGCCGGCAAGUCGCAGGAGUGGAUCGAUUCCUUCAUUCGGUCGUGCCCCAUGGGCCGAUUGGGCGAGGUGCAGGACAUCGCGCCUCUCGUCCGAUUUCUCGUCAGCCCCGAGGCCGAGUGGGUGAAUGGUCAGGUCAUCAGAGCCAACGGUGGCACAGGUUGAUCGAUCCCUCGAUCGUAUCCUCAGCAUCAUCCUCGAAGCUCAGGUGAAAAUGUGGAGUGCCCAUCUUUUCAGUCGCCUGAGAUUAUUGCCACGCGAGUUCUCCUCGGCAAAUUCAUGAUGGGUCUGACUGCUCUGCUCUGCGUUGCAAAUGUCUCGUUUCGCUCUUGUGGCCUUCGAGAGUGUCAAUUCCUCGUUCAUUUCUUGGGGUUUUUCAACCGGAUUUCGGUGUCGCGUUCAAGGAGUUUUUUCUGGAGGAUUGAUUGGCCGAAGAAGUCCGGCAGCAAGUGCAGGAAAGGAAGGGCACAAGACUCCCGAGUGGUUAACCGAAUGCAAGAUGCACACCAGCAUCCAACAUAUGGCGAACAUGCCAAGCUCGUUCGUUCGUUCGGUAGUAGAGAGCAUCCGAAAUUAGGGUCUCUCUUUAGUUUCAGACCGUGUCCAAAUUUGUUUCUUCUCUUCGUGUCUUGUGAAUAUGUGGUGACGAGAAUGCAUAAUGGCCGUGUAAGAGAACCUCGAUGUUUCAAGUAUCGUUGUGCAGACCGUGUGUUGUACACAUUCUGGUU